Messenger RNA from Seriola aureovittata, 3080 nucleotides. RefSeq names its product actin-associated protein FAM107A. Gene Ontology annotation, cellular component: neuron projection; stress fiber; synapse. The transcript has 5 exons. NCBI's taxonomy places the organism in Eukaryota, Metazoa, Chordata, Actinopteri, Carangiformes, Carangidae. Gene Ontology annotation, biological process: actin filament polymerization; regulation of actin cytoskeleton organization; actin filament bundle assembly. The coding region runs from base 240 to 770 and encodes 176 amino acids. The record is from RefSeq and is a predicted model, not a curated record.
UGGCCUGUUCUCCAGGGUUUGUCUUCCACUUGGUUGCUGCUCCCCUGGGAGCAUCAAUAUUGGUCCAAGCACAGAUUCCUCUCUAUGGUGUACUUCACUGCUGGAGAGCACAGAGAGAGAGAGAGAGAGAGAGAGAGAGAGAGAGAGAGAAACCCCAAAUGACUCUUUGAAUAACUGUUGAAACUGUCCACUUUGAGGCCAGGAGGUGUUUGUGCAGAAAUCUGACUCACACUGAGGACAUGGGAGUCACCUAUGGAAAGAAGAGAGACCUGCAAAGUUUUCCAGGUAGAAGUGAGACAUACCUGAACGGGUCGGCCUCAGUGAUGCAGGCGCAUCAGCAUGAACAGGAAGACCGAUGCCCAAAGCUUCAGGCCUUCAUUCGACCUCAGCUACAGACUGAGGAGGAGAGUGUUCUCCUCAUCAGACCCAGAAAACCUCUCAGUCCCUUAACUGCCUCCAAGAGCCACCAGGAGCUCCACAAAGAGCUGCAGAUGACUCACAAUAGGAGGGUGUGUCAAGAAGGAAGAUGUGAACUCCAGCAAGUGCUAGAAAAGAGAAAAUGGGACCAAAAGAAGAAAGCGAGCAGAGAUCAGGAGGAGGCAAAGAGGAACAGAUCACCACUUCAUCAAGAGCUGUUGAGAAGACAUCAUAGGCUAGAAAAAGUAGAGAGCGAGGAGACAGGGCAGCAGCGAGAGGAGCUAGAGUUCCUGCGAGUGAAAGAGAGACUGAGGAGGACAGCAACGUUGGAUGCAGGAGAAAAAGAAGUGUGAUGGUUAUGAUUCAUGACGGCAUGUUUUCUGUUGACAGUCAGCACAAUGGACUAGUGGGAGUAAGUGACAGUGUGGAGAAAGACAUGAAUGAACUUCACUGUUGGAGCUUAAGUGUUUAUAUUUUUUAAAAACCUGUAGAAUAAAUAGAUUAUACAGCACAGUGUUUAUGAUCAAGGCAACAUCAACAGGUCAAAGACAGAACCAGAUAUUCUGUUGUAACACUGUGUUUAAUAAGUCAGAAAUCAAAGUGUGCAUAGAUGAAAAAGAAAUUAGUGAUUCCACCUGAAAACAGGAUGUGUCACCAUAAUGUGUGAGUGUUUGCGUUAUUAUUUUUUAAUAACUUUGGGUGUGUUCAGUUUUCCCUCGCACAUGUCACUUUUUUGUCACAGUCAGUCAGAAGUACAGUCAUCAAUACACAAGUAUCAUCAGUACACUAGUCAAACAAUCAGGUCAGCUAUAUUUGUCUGAGCGUAUCAUGACCUGAUCUGUCUGGGAAGGAGUCUGAUGUCACCACUGAGUAUUACUGAGAACUGCUGAUUGAGAGACAUUAAAUGAACAUUUAAUAGAAUUAUUCUUAAGAGUAAUUUGAUAAGUUUCAGUAUAAUUACAUCUAUUUCUAUACUAAUCUAAGACAGUUUUUAACUGAGGAAAAGACUCUUCUUAUGUCAUGAUGAUGUCAUCAGUAUACAAGUGUAUUCUGUGUAUCAGAAAAGUUAGGCUGAUAUUUAUUUUUUAAAAGUCUGCACAUAGAAUAAUCUACCUAUAGGGGCCUAUGGGGCUGCAGCACUGGAUGUUUUUUCCCGAAAGCCCCAAAUCUUAUAUGAAGUUUAUAAUAUAACUUCAACAUUUCCUCUCAGUCUCUCUGACUGGACCGACAAAUCAGUGGAGCUCUAUUAGUACUGCACUGGGAAAAUAGCAAUUUAUAGGUUGCUCGACAACUUGCGGAGCUUUGAGGAUUGCAGCAAAACACUUAAAGUCUGCCGUACAGAGCCAGAACAGUCCCCUGUGGAGCCCCAGUGCUGCUGAUCACAGUUACCCAGCCUGACGCACUGUGGUCGUCUUGUCCACAAUCCAGGACGUGAAGCAGGGAUCCAACCCCACCCCUUCCAGCUUGUCUUUCAGAAUUGGGGGUUGGAUGGUGUUCAACCCACUUGAAAAAUCAAAGAAUAUAAUCCUCAUCCACCUGGCUCAUCCAAGUGAGAAUGGGCCCGGUGGAGCAUGUGAAGGACGGCAUCACCCACUCCAAUAUGUUCCUUGUAGGCGAACUGUAGGGGGUCUAGUGCGUGUUCAAACUGUGGCCUCAGAAGGUGGAGAAGCAGCCGCUCCAGGGUCUUCAUGACGUGUGAUAUGAGGGCCACCGGUCUGUAGUCAUUUAUCUCAGCUGGUCGCCCUACUUUAGGUACCUGAGGAAGGCAUGAUGUUUUCCACAGAACCGGGACCCUCCCUGUUUGAAGGCUUAAGUUGAAGAUCCUCUGGAGCUGGACUGCACAGUCCUUUAACAGCCUCAGACACUCACCAUCCGGGCUUGUUCCUUUGUAGUCUGUGGUACAUUCAACCCUUCUAUCAAGGUCAGAGUCCUUGCUGUUAUCAUUUUCCUGUGACUCCAACAGGACAUUCCAAUCUGUGCACUCAAAACAGUCCUAUAGAGACUCACUGGUCUCUGGGCGUCCAGUUCCUGAAUGAGUGGGUGGUUGCAGCCUGCUUCAGUACACAGGGCUUGUAGGAAGGCUGAAGAAAAACCAGAUUAUGAUCUGAUCUUCCAAGUGGUGGUAGAGCUGAAGCGGUGUGGGCCUCCUCGACAUUUGCAUACAACUGAUCAAGUGUCUUGUUUUUCCCUUGCGGGGCAGUCAACAUACUGAGUGAAGCCAGUCAGGUGAGAGGUGGGAUUAACGUGGUUAAAAUUCCCCGAUGUUGCAAUGAAUGUUUUCCGAAAGUGGCCAAGUGAUACAAGUGGAUUUUCGUUCAGACUGGUGGAAAGUUUGUCUCAGAACUCUGUGUGUGUAAAAUGCAAAUCCACAAGUGUAGAAUUGAGAUCCGCAAAUGCUUUUUCGCUUCACAAAUAGGAAAUUGAUUGACAAAUGUCUGUUUGAAAGUUUUAAUGUUUGGAAGAUAUUCACAAAUGCUUUUCAUUCAUUAGUAAAUUAAUUGAAUGUAUUCAUAGCUAUGUUUUUUUUCUUUUUUUGGAAUUUGUUAGUGUAUUUGCAGAUCUGUUUUAUAUUUGCAAGAUAUUUUUGAGUUCACAAAUGUAUUUUUUGUAUUUGUGGAAGGUGUUUUAGCCUACAUUCACAGAUUAAACAUUUACUCACUGGU